ACUCUAACCAGUGAACAAAGGUGUGUUCUAUCAGUAUUAAUCGAGUUUCUUUAGAUACUCGUACAGAAACGUACGGAGAGAAACAAACGCACAAAGGAGAUUUUUAUUAUCAUUUAAAAUAAAUCAGUGCAGCGAAAGUGAAAGUGAAAACAAUGUUCCCCACGAAUACAUACUCAUUAAAAGAAGCAUUCAAAAAAAAUCCUGAUCUCAAAGAAUCAGACUUACAAAUAAUUCGUGAAUGGCUUGAUAAGCAGCCACAUUUGCCAAAAAUAGAGGAUAUCUAUCUGGUAUUAUUCCUUAACAGUAAUUAUUAUAAGCUAGAACCAACUAAAAUUACGAUUGAAAACUUUUAUACUAUUAGGACUCAUGUGCCCGAAUUUUUUAGCAACAGAGACCCAUUCUUGAAAGAAAUUCGUACACAAUUCAAUGUUAUAUCCCACAUCCCAUUAAAGAAAAUGACCAAUGAAGGAUAUCAAAUAAUAUUUGGAAAUAUGAUAGAUCCUGAACCAUCUCAUUACGUAUUCUAUGAAGGCGUAAAAUAUUUUUUUAUGGUGGCAGAAUUAGCCAAUAUUAAGGAAGGACCAACUAAGGGAUUAGUUUAUAUUGGUGAUGUACAGAACUUAUCGCUCGGUCACAUAAGUCGUAUAAAUCUUAUGGGAAUAAAAAAAUUUCUAUAUUUCAUACAAGAAGCAGCACCGAUUCGUUUGAAGCAAAUACAUAUAUUGAAUUCUACACCGGCGAUGGAGCUCUUGAUGAAUAUGUGUAAACCUUUUAUGAAGAAGGAGUUAUACGAGAUGAUACACUUUUCAACUUUACAAAGUUUGGAAAAAUUUAUACCCGUUGAUGCACUUCCCAACGAGAUAGGAGGCAAAGGUGGUAAUGUGAAAGAUCUCGUUAACGAGCAAAUAAAAUUGCUUGAUGAAAAUCGCGAGUGGUUUUUGAAAGAAGAAAUUACUAUGCGAACGAAUGAAUCAUUACGAGUUGGAAAGCCUAAAUCGAGCAAUGAUCUUUUUGGUGUCGAAGGAAGCUUCAAGAAAAUCGAGAUCGAUUAAACGAAUAGAUCGAUUUUAUAAAAAAUAUGACGGAUAUGUAUACUUUCUUUUCGAUAAAUUCUCGAAUGAACUACAAUAACAGGGCAUUUUUUCUUCAAUAUUUAUGGAUGGGAUAAUAAAUUUAUUACGAGAUUUUUAUAUGAUAAUGAUAUUUCAAUAAAUUGUUUUAUCUUCUAAAGUUAAAUCAAUCAUGAAAAACGU
Messenger RNA from Vespula vulgaris, 1253 nucleotides. Its product is annotated as alpha-tocopherol transfer protein-like. Gene Ontology annotation, cellular component: membrane. The transcript has 3 exons. Gene Ontology annotation, molecular function: phosphatidylinositol bisphosphate binding. The coding region runs from base 153 to 1052 and encodes 299 amino acids. The record is from RefSeq and is a predicted model, not a curated record. NCBI's taxonomy places the organism in Eukaryota, Metazoa, Arthropoda, Insecta, Hymenoptera, Vespidae.